Molecule: messenger RNA, 3644 nt
Organism: Chaetomium fimeti
Lineage: Eukaryota; Fungi; Ascomycota; Sordariomycetes; Sordariales; Chaetomiaceae
Product: ubiquitin elongating factor core-domain-containing protein
Exons: 4
Coding region: 230-3514 (1094 amino acids)
Biological process (GO): protein polyubiquitination
Cellular component (GO): nucleus; ubiquitin ligase complex; cytoplasm
Molecular function (GO): ubiquitin-ubiquitin ligase activity
Source: RefSeq, a predicted model, not a curated record
CGAACAGGGGAGGCCAGGCUCCAAUCGAUAGCGCCCCCCAGCCUGGAGCUCUGUUUAAACCCCGCCAUCAACCCAAACUACCCAGUCGUGAGGUCGGAAGCCCGGGUAGCAUCUAUUACGGUUUUUCAACUUCUCACUAUCUGUUUCCGGUCUCUUCGUUCGGUUUCAGAUUCUCCCCAACUUUCUCCCGGCUUCAAAUACCACGAAGACGCCGUUGACAAACGAGAAAAUGGAUCCGAACGAGCAGCCGCCCCCGGCGGCGACGCCUGAUGCGCCAGACCAAGAGACGAUGCAGCAGAUCCGUCGACGGAGACUGGCGAAACUUGGAGGUCCCUCGGGCCCAAGCACGCCUGUUGCAGGGUCACCGAGCACUGAGACGCCGCCCGCCCCCGGACAAAGUUCCUCGGGGUCUACGAACGACAAGGCAACACCAAAAGAGGCCGAGAAGCCCAUGCCGGUGAACACUCAACCCAAAUCUAACAUUUCGUCUACCCCGGCAGCCGCAACUCCCCAGAGCGCCAGCAGUCCUAGCAGUAGCAGACCAGGUAGUACCAACAAUCAAGGCUCCCGAGCUAAGAGACAAGCAUCGGAUGUUGACGGGCCUUCAGCGAGCGCGCCGCCCAAGAAGCAGACGACCCCGGCCGCACAGGAAACGAUUGAGGACUAUGCCGACCGCAUCCUCUCGACGAUAUUCCGCGUCACCGUCGAUCCGAUCCGUACGACAAGCGCAAACGGCCAGAAGCUAACCUUCUUGCCGAACCUGAGCGCGGACCUCGCGGAUGAAGGCGCGCCGCUCAAACUGUCUGUUGAAAGGCUCGAGGAGGCGAUAAUGGAGGCCGCCACGGCCAUCCCACACGACAGACCGCUGUUCGACUACCUUCUGCCGUGCUGGAAGCGGGUGGUGAAGACGAUAAAGGUGCUCCGGAAUCCGACGCCGGAGAAAGAGGCGCUGCUCAAGGAGGCCAGGCGAUUAUGCUUCAGCAACUGCAUUUUCGCCUUGACUGUGCCGGAGCUGUUUAGCCGAGAGCCAAACCCGCUACACGACACUCUAGUGCCGUAUCUACUGCGCGAGGUAGAGACCGAAAACGGGUUGUGUAUGGACUUCUUUGGAGAGGCCAUGGCUCGUCUGGAAGAGGAUGAGACCAUCGCCGGGCUGUUCACCAAGGCCAUGGCGGAUAUCAGCAACAAAUUGGCGACAAUGAACAUGAAUGAUGACUACAAGCCAUGCGUCAACGCACUCUUGACCUACUCACGGUUUCCACCCCUCCUAAAUGCCCUGGCACAACACCCGUGCUUCCAGAUGGCGCUGUCAGCCCCUGGCAUCGAGAAAAAUACGAUCCUUGGACCGUUCUUUAGGAUAUCGCCGCUCCAACCAGAGGUGACGACAGUCUAUUUCGCAGGGCCGAGGACGAUGGAUAAGGGGCGCAUUCAGGCGUCACAGAGCGCCCUACAGAUGACGCUUGGGGCGCACCAGACGGAUCUGAGGACAAUUGUUAACGCCUUCAUCCGCGCGAGCCCCCAGGCUAGAAAUAAGAUACUGGACUGGUUUGCCUACGUCAUGAACGCCAACCACAAGAGACGCGCUAUGCAAGUCGACCCUAGGGAGGUUUCGUCUGAUGGCUUCAUGAUCAACAUUACUGUCAUCCUUGACACCCUGUGUGAGCCCUUCAUGGACAGCAACUUUUCCAAAGUGGAACGGAUCGACGUUGAUUACUUCAGGAGGAACCCGAGGGUCGACAUCAAGGACGAGACGAAGUUGAACGCGGACCAAGCGCAGUCCGAUGCGUUCUACGAAAACAAGCUGGAGGGGGAGUCGAAUUUUAUCACAGAGAUUUUCUUCUUGACUCUAGCGGCACAUCACUACGGCAGCGAGGCGGCAAAUUCGAAGAUGAAGAACCUUGAUCGGGAUAUCAAGCACUACGAGAAGAACAUUGCUAUGAUGGAGGCGGAGCGGCACAAACUCAUACAUCGGCCGGAGCAGCUUCGAGUACUGGAUGAGGCUGUCAAGCGCCACACAACGGUCCUCGAGCGCUCCAUGGCGCUGAAGUUCUCGAUCGAGGGCAUUUUAUUGGAACAUAAGAUGCAAAGUCGGUCGCUGCAGUUCAUGCGGUACGUCACCGUAUGGCUGCUGAGGGUCGCCAGCCAAACAAAGUACACCCCGGACAAGCCGCUCAAACUUCCUCUGUCUGCGGAUCAGCCCGAGGCUUUCAAGUGCCUACCGGAAUACGCCCUGCAGGACGUUGUCGACAACUUCAAGUUCGUCUUCCGCUACAUCCCGCAGAUCAUCCUGUCGGCCGUCGGUGACGAGAUGAUCGCCCUCUGCAUCACGUUCCUGGAGUCGUCCGAGUAUAUCAAAAACCCGUACCUGAAGUCGUCGCUGGUCACACUGCUAUCGCACGGGACGUGGCCGACCUACCACAUGAAGAAGGGGGUCCUAGGCGAUGCGAUGACCAGCACCAAGUUCGCAAACGACUACCUGCUGCAUGCGGUUAUGAAAUUCUACAUAGAGUGCGAGUCAACCGGUGCUCACACGGCGUUCUACGACAAGUUCAACAUCCGGUUCGAGAUCUUCCAGGUCAUCAAGUGCAUCUGGGCCAACGAUGUGUACCGGCAACAGCUGGUCCAAUCUAGCAGAUCGAACCGCACCUUCUUCGUCCGCUUCGUCAACCUCUUGAUGAACGACGCGACGUACGUCCUAGACGAAGGCCUCAGCAAGUUCCCCAAAAUCCACGACUUGCAAGCUCGCCUGCGAGACCCCACCCUCUCGCAAGAAGAUCGCGAGAAGACAGAGGAGGAACUUCGCACGGCCGAGGGCCAAGCAACGUCGUACAUGCAGCUCGCCAACGAGACGGUCAGCAUGAUGAAGCUCUUCACCAACUCUCUCGUCGAUUCCUUCACCAUGCCCGAGGUUGUGCAGCGUCUGGCAGGCAUGCUGGACUACAACCUCGAGAUCCUGACGGGUCCCAAAUCCAAGACCCUGAAGGUCGAGAACGCCGAAAAAUACUACUUCAACCCCAAAACCCUCCUCCCGGAGCUCGUCGACAUCUACCUCAACCUCGCCGGGUCCUCCUCCUUCAUCGACGCCGUCGCCGCCGACGGGCGCUCCUACUCGCCCGCCACCAUGACCAUGACGGCCUUCAUCCUGCGCAACAAGCACCUCAAGGACGAGAAGGACGUCCUGGCAUGGGAGGUGCUGGCCGCGCAGAUCGAGUCCGCGAAGGAGGCGCUGGACCGCGCCGACCUCGACUACGACGACGCCCCGCCCGAGUUCGAGGACCCCAUCAUGGGCAUUCUCAUGAGCGACCCUGUGGUGCUGCCGUCCAAGCAUAUCGUGGAUCGGUCGACUAUCACGCAGCAUUUGCUGAGCGAUCCCAAGGAUCCGUACACGAGGCAGCCGAUGAGCAUUGAGGAUGUCGUGCCGGACACGGAGCUGCAGGGACGGAUUGAGGCGUGGAAGGCGGAGAGGCGGGCGAAGGCCAGGGGGGAGGGCGAGGCGAUGGAUACGACGGAGUGAAGUGGCGGUUUGGGUGCGGAGGUGGGGGAGUGUAUGGAUGGGUGGGGGGACACGAGAAUGGGAAUGAGUUUGACUUUGUUUUUUCUCGAACCGGGCUUGGCUGGACUGUGACAUAGAUUCUUGGGGGUCG